Molecule: messenger RNA, 3497 nt
Organism: Oncorhynchus kisutch (coho salmon)
Lineage: Eukaryota; Metazoa; Chordata; Actinopteri; Salmoniformes; Salmonidae
Product: CMP-sialic acid transporter
Exons: 11
Coding region: 1946-3088 (380 amino acids)
Biological process (GO): pyrimidine nucleotide-sugar transmembrane transport
Cellular component (GO): Golgi membrane
Molecular function (GO): pyrimidine nucleotide-sugar transmembrane transporter activity
Source: RefSeq, a predicted model, not a curated record
UGGUGCUUUUGUUAUUGGUCAAUUUUGUUGUAACUAGUACUCUUUGUAUGUUGGCCUAUGUUAAUUUAAUAGGCCUACAUUAAAUAUUUUGGUAACAUACACAUUUAGCAGAUGUUAUUGCGGGUGUAGCGAAAUGCUUAUGUUUGUAGCUCCAACAGUGACAUGAGUUGGGGUCAAUGUGAAUUGAAGUCAGUCAAUUCAGGAAGUGAUUUGAAUUUACAAAAUGGAGAGAACUUGACAUAAAUAGCUUAUCCUUGUCCGCUUAUUUAGAAGUAAAUGGAAAUAGAUAAACCUACCUCUUAAAUUAUUGCAUUGGAAUAUAAUUUCUCAAAUUGACCCCAACCCUGAGGCCUAAAUUCAACACUUAAAUGAGAUGAGGAUCACACUGCACAACAUGCAUUAUGGUUCCAUAGGCUCUCCAAUUCACCUUAAUUUACAGUUUUACUCUGUUCAAGUAGACAGUUACCAAUAGUUUGUUUCUUUGUUAGUCAUUCAAAAUGUACAGGCCUAUGGUAUUUGGCACCCUCUGCUGGUGAUUUGCAGGAUGUGCAAUGAUACACGUAAAAGGAGGGCUGUGAUUGCCUACUAUGAUCCAUUUUAUAGAGAAAUUGGCAUAACUUUAAAACUAGCAGAGAUCCAACUCAGGAAAUUGGAUAUGCCUGUUGAGUAUGUUCAAUAUAUUGUAACAUUCCCAUUCAAAAUAUUUAUUUUUAGUCAUGUAAGAAAAUUGUUAAAUCAAAAUACUACUCUUAUUAUAGGGCGGUAAAGCUUGAUUUGACAUGUAGUCAGUGAUAUGUAGCCCAAAAUCAUGUUUAAUGACAUUCCAUCUUUCAAUCAUGCAAGACUUCAUGUAUGCAUAUGGAUCCUGCCAUAGAGCUAACAAUAGGCCCCAAUCACCACACAACCCCCACCCUAAGUGCCACAAGACGCACUUGCUGUGGCUGAGAGAUCUUGGGUGAAGAGGCAAGAAUUGGUUUAAUUUGCAUAACUGUUUAAAAGUUUUUAAAAAAUUGACAGACUAGAAAUAAAGAUGUUCUCUUUUGUAUUGCACGUUCCUUGGUUUAAUAGUUGAGUUUUAUUCCCCCCUUAUUAUUUGUAUUUCACAGCAACACCUACAGUCCACAAUCUUAAUUUAGUUUGAGGAUAUGCAUUUCUAAAAUGUUUAUUGUUACAAAAACUCUUUCCUUAGUGUGUCCUGGUGGUUGGUAUUUCUAAUCUUCGUGCCUUAGUGGAUAAUAUUGUGCCCAUGUCAAACCGAGCUGGUAGCACAGGUCAUGCUGACCAGACUUGGCUUCAUGUCCUCUCUCCUGGAGCCAGAGCUCCACAUCUGGAGGCAGAGGUUUAUGGGAUUGUGUUACCACACGGCCUUGUCCCUGCCAUUGUCCAUUCAUCGAUCAGGCAGGGAAAAGGUUUAAAGAAGUCCUCCAUGAUGCUCUGUUCAAGUGGACUUGAGUAAAUCCUUAAUUACCGUUACUAGUAGCAUAAAGGAAUGACGUAAGUGAAAAUCACAAUUUCCACGACCAUGUUUUGCAAAGGACUAAAACCCUGGAAUGUCACAUGUAAUUAUUUGCAGGCCUUUGUACAUUACUUCCCACGUCGCAUUGACGUCGUAAAGGAUCCAAAGUACCAGUAGCAGCUGGCAUUGGAGUAUGAAGACCAAGCCUGGGAGCUAGGUGUGACUUGUGCCUUCCCUCUGGUCCCACAAUAAAGUACACCUGAGUGAUGAUUAUGGGAUUGCAAUUUUGGCCACGCUGAUCAGACACUUCGUUUGAGGGACUGUGGUGCAUGGCUGCUGCUAGGCCUACUUCUGCUGGGAUUUAAAGUGAUGGGAGUGGAGGCAAGAUUGGCCAGAUCUCCAAGACAACUACUUCUAGUACACCCCCAGCAGGACCCCCUCUUGCAGCACCACCUGCUCCUCCAAUGGCUGGCCUUGUGAUCCACAGUCAUGGGGGAAGAGGCAAGGUUGGACACCCAGCGGCUGUCGUUCCAUCAGUUCAGCCGCGUGGAGGCAAAUAAGUACUUUCAGCCGACUCGCAGGGGUAAAGUGAACAGUGCGGUUAUCUGCAGCCCCAGGAUCACCCUUGAUGAGCCAGUGAGUGUGGUGUUCAAGGUGUACUGUCUGUCAGUGAUGACAAUGGUGGCAGCAACUUACACUGUGGUAUUACGAUACACAAGGACCAUAUCAUCAACAGCUAUGUACUUCUCUACAACAGCAGUAUGCGUCACAGAGGUUAUUAAAUUGUUCUUGAGCCUUGGGAUGUUGACCAAAGAAGCUGGCAGCUUUGGCAGGUUAAAAGCAUCCAUAGUUGAACAUGUGUUUCAGUGUCCAAAAGAGCUGCUGAAACUGAGUGUUCCCUCUGUGGUCUAUGCGAUUCAGAAUAACAUGGCCUUCAUAGCCCUGAGCAAUCUUGAUGCAGCUGUGUAUCAGGUGACCUAUCAGUUGAAGAUCCCGUGCACAGCCCUAUGCAUGGUCCUAAUGCUGAACCGCUCUCUCAGCAGGCUGCAGUGGUUGUCUGUCUGCAUGCUGUGUGGGGGUGUUGCUUUGGUCCAGUGGAAACCUGCAGAGGCCACUAAAGUCCAGGUUGAGCAGAACCCUUUUUGGGGGUUCAUGGCCAUUGCUAUCGCUGUAUUCUGCUCCGGAUUUGCAGGUGUGUACUUUGAGAAGGUCCUGAAGAGCUCAGACACAUCCCUAUGGGUGCGGAACAUCCAGAUGUACCUGUCUGGCAUCGUGGUCACCCUCGCUGUUGUUUACAUGACUGAGGGUACUCAGGUUAUACAGAAAGGCUUCUUCUAUGGUUACACGCCUUGGGUGUGCUUUGCAGUUUUUCUGGCCAGUGUGGGUGGUUUGUACACAUCAGUGGUGGUGAAGUACACAGACAAUAUCAUGAAAGGCUUCUCUGCUGCAGCCGCCAUCGUUCUCUCUACUGUGGCAUCUGUCGCUCUGUUUGGGCUACAGAUAACUGUUAACUUUGCCAGUGGAGCAAUGCUAGUGUGUAUCUCCAUAUACCUGUAUGGACUCCCAAAACAAGACACCACCAAGCUUCCAAGAGCAGACAAGGAUGCCAAGCAGAAACUGAUCACUGUUUGAGGCCUGGAAGAACUUAAACGUUUAUGGCCUUUCCUGACCACUGAGCUGGACCUGCCCGAGGCCCUCUGUUGCGUAUAGAAUAAGAGCGUCGGCAAGGAACUUUAAUUUAUUAAUGCUGGAGCAUAAAUUAAGGGAAGGGAUUUUAAAAUACACUUCAAUAUUCUGUGGCGAUUGUGGAGCUGAGGCAUAGAAAUGACCUGUUUUUGUUGACUGUGUUACUGCUGUUAGUCACGGACCUUUGUCAGUCAUUCCACUUGUCACAGUACUAAAUGUAUAUACAGCUGACAAUCAUGUUAUUGUUGUAGCUGUCAUUAUCUAUAAUACAAUCUUGGGUCAUCUGUUUUGAACAUUCAAAAUACAUUUGUUGACCCUCAAAGUUAAUGGCAAUAAAUCUGAACUGUUAUGCAUU